AUGACUGUACCCAAGUACGAGGAUCGAGGUCCGGUUGACUGCUCAGCACCACCAGAUCUCGCACAACUAAAGGAUAAGAGUGUGAUUGUCACGGGAGGCUGUAGUGGGAUCGGCAGGAGUUAUGUUGAUGCACUUCUGGGUGCAGGUGCCUUCGUCACUGUAGGUGACUUGAACGAAGCAGAAGGGUCACAGCUCGUCUCGCAGUUUCCGGGGCAAGCCGCAUUCGUCAAAUGCGAUGUGACUUCAUGGGAUGAUCAGGUACAACUCUUUGAAACAGCCAUGAGCAAAUCCCCGGCAAAGAGCUGUGAUAUCGUCAUGGCCAACGCCGGGGUCAGUGGACUUGACGAUGUCUUUGACCUCGAUGAUCCAUCCGGACCCCCUGUCAAGCCAAAUCUGCGGAUCGUCAAUAUCAACCUCAUCGGAGUCCUUUACACGGUCAAGCUGGCAAUGCACUAUUUCCGCAAGUCGCCGGUCGAUGAACAUCGUGACCGUUGCUUGAUCCUCCAGGGCAGUACUGCGGCAUACGUCGAUCAACCGGGGACGCCGCAAUACUCUGCAUCGAAAUUUGGAGUCCGAGGCUUGAUGAGAAGUUUGCGUCGAACGAGCUGGAUGCAGGACGUGCGGGUCAACUUUCUAUGUCCAUGGUUCACCAAAACUCCCAUCAUGAGCGAGGAAGUUAUACAGCGUUUGGAGAAACUCAAUCUGGACUUUGCGACUCUCGAAGACGCGGGCAGAGCAGCCCUCAGAAUUGCAAGUGACAAGACGAUGAACGGCCGCGCCAUAGUCAUACUCCCGCGGAAGUUUGCGCCUGAGGGGUUCAUCGAUGUUGCGCGAGAUGACCUGAAAGCGCCUGACCCCAGGGCAAUCUGGCAGUCAGAGACGUUGAGAGUUAGUCAUCGCGUGGCGGAAGCCGAAGGACACAAGAAAGCAGCCGGUUGA
This is a messenger RNA of Fonsecaea pedrosoi CBS 271.37, 939 nucleotides long. RefSeq lists its product as uncharacterized. The coding region runs from base 1 to 939 and encodes 312 amino acids. The transcript is spliced from 8 exons. The record is from RefSeq and is a predicted model, not a curated record. Lineage: Eukaryota; Fungi; Ascomycota; Eurotiomycetes; Chaetothyriales; Herpotrichiellaceae. Gene Ontology annotation, molecular function: oxidoreductase activity.